AUGGAUCAAUUACUGAGACAACAUCAACACCAACAUCAGCAGCAUUAUUGUUAUCACAGCUUGCAGCUACAAGAUCUACCAUGCGAAGUUCUUGAGCAAGUUUAUGACUAUUUACCAUUAUCUACAGUCAAACAAUUACGUCUAUAUCCUGACCUUGCAACUACAAUGCAGCAACAAAUUUACAAACACGCAGAAUAUUCUAUACUAAUUGAUGAUAAGGACUACAAAGAUGAGAUUGAUGAUGAUGGUGACGAAGAUUACCAUAAGGGUCAUAGGAUAAGUCAAAUACAAAACAGUGAAUACACAAGCAAAAAUGUGGCACGGUUCAAUCAUUAUAGAGUCAAUAUAACGCUAAGUGAUUUCAAAUCCCUGGUUGAUAACUUGCUACAAUAUGAACCCCUUAUAAAUGCCAUUUUCGAUCGAUCAAGACUGGUUACUGUGAAAUUGGUGGUUAUUUUACAUUAUUCAUUGAAUCGGUUUACCGAUGUCAAGGAUUGCUUGGCUAAUAUUGAUAUCAUCAGUAAAUUGUUUAAUCCAAAUGGAUGCAAUGUGUGCUCGGUUGAUUUACGGUUAAAUAAGAAGCUGUGA
Messenger RNA from Lodderomyces parapsilosis, 588 nucleotides. RefSeq lists its product as uncharacterized. The record is from RefSeq and is a predicted model, not a curated record. Lineage: Eukaryota; Fungi; Ascomycota; Pichiomycetes; Serinales; Debaryomycetaceae. The transcript has a single exon. Bases 1 to 588 code for a protein of 195 amino acids.